CCUUUUAGCAUAAAUACGUCCAAUUGGAAAGUUCGGACAAAGAUCGGGAACCGCCAAGGACUAUAGCUUCAGAUAAACUCGCAUAUCACUUUAGAUCAAGCGCAGUAUUAACCGAUUGCUUGUCCAUCUCUGUUCGCAAUUCAAGACUACAAAUGAAGACGAUGCUGGGAUCGCAGGUCUUAUCACUUUUACUCGUUUUUAUCAUCUUCGCAACUGAGGCAGCGCAUGUUCCUGAACCUACUCUCACGGGGGAAAUCCAAAAGGAUGCCGUCUUCCCAAGAAGAUCAGAAAUGGCGUUUUUCGGUCUUUUUAACCAUUCAUGGUCGAUCGGCGUUUCUUGUGACGACGAAACUUUGAAGUACCAGGGAGAGAUCAGCUCCGAAACAGUCUCGCGAGUAACAUUCCCUCAAAACAACACACAGAGCGACAAAAUCAUCAACCGUUGCGAGUUCGUGGACGAACUGGCUAAGUUUUGGGGCGGUUACGUGUACAUCGAUAACGGAAUUCCUCCCUUCACCACCACCAUCACAGUCGCCAUUAUUCCUCAAUCAUACUACGGAUCAUUCAAAUUCCUAAUUAAAUGUUACGUUGUCGAUUCGCUUAUAACGAGUAGAUGUCUUCCAACUUCAAAUGAUCUUGAAACGGCACCGAAAGAUGAGGGCAAGCUAAACCGUGGCAAAAGUUGAAAGUCUAG
Messenger RNA from Bemisia tabaci, 694 nucleotides. RefSeq lists its product as uncharacterized. The record is from RefSeq and is a predicted model, not a curated record. Lineage: Eukaryota; Metazoa; Arthropoda; Insecta; Hemiptera; Aleyrodidae.